GGAAAUGGGAAAAAAAAAAUCUCUCAUAUCCGACUGACUCCGAGAAGUCCGGUGACGAGAGAGAUCGAGAGAACACUCGCCUUAGCUCUUCUUCUUCUCCCUUCUCUACGGGGAGUUGCGGCUCCGGCGGGCGCGCGACGAGAGGAUCGCCGAAGAGUGCCCAGAACUGAGAUUUUGAGUUUCUAAUAUCGAUUUUCAUUCCAAGGGAGAAUUGAUAUACAUAUGAAACUCUGAGAAGGAUGGGUUAUGGCAUGAGUAGGAUGGAGGAGGAAUACAGCGAGCAUGAAGAUCAGAAUAAUGGUGGAUCUAAUUCACAAGUGAAUAAUGAGUUCUUAAACACACAUAAUGAUAUUUUCCAUAUGACUCAAAUAAGAUCAGGACCUAGUGAAAGUCUUCGCAAGUCUAUUGGUACAAGCAAAGAUGUGAUAUCGACAACCAGGUUAUUGUCUGGAAGGGAAAUUAAUUCUUCAGGAAAUGGGAAGUUCUCUUCAGUUGAUCGUGCGUUUCUUCUUGGUCGUUAUCUUCCAGUUGAUGGCCCUGAAAUAGUGGACAGGAUGGAUUCCCGAGCUUAUGUUUCACAGUUUUCUGCUGAUGGAUCUCUUUUUGUUGCUGGUUUUCAGGGAAGCCACAUAAGAAUAUAUGAUGUUGAUAAAGGUUGGAAAGUACAUAGGGACAUUCAUGCUAGAAGUUUGAGAUGGACCAUUAGUGACGCAUCACUUUCCCCUGAUCAACAGUUUCUUGUCUACUCCAGUCUAGCACCGAUUAUCCAUAUCGUCAAUGUUGGGACUGCUGCAAAACAAUCAUAUGCUAAUAUCACUGACAUCCACGAUGGACUAGAUUUUUCACAGCAUGAAGAUGUUCGAUAUACAUUUGGAAUAUUUUCUGUUAAAUUCUCUUCUGAUGGCCGAGAGCUUGUUGCUGGCAGUAACGAUGAUUCAAUAUAUGUUUAUGACCUUGUGGCAAACAAACUAACGUUGCGUUUGCCUGCUCAUCAUUCUGAUGUCAACACAGUAGCAUUUGCUGACGAAACUGGCCAUCUCAUAUAUUCUGGAAGUGAUGAUAAUUUAUGCAAGGUCUGGGAUAGGCGAUGUUUAUCCACAGAAGAACCUGCUGGAGUUUUGACUGGGCAUUUGCAUGGCAUUACUCAUAUUGAUAGCCGUGGAGAUGGUCGGUGUUUCAUAUCAAAUGGAAAAGACCAAGCUAUCAAAAUGUGGGACAUCAGGAAAAUGACAUCCAAUGCUGAUAGUUAUGAAGACAGAACCUCAAAUUGGGACUAUAGAUAUUCAAGAUAUCCACAACAGUAUAAGCAACUAAAGCAUCCCCAUGAUCAGUCAAUAGCUACAUACUGGGGCCAUUCAGUUCUUCGUACAUUGAUCCGUUGCUAUUUUUCUCCUGCAUAUAGCACAGGACAGAAGUACAUAUAUACAGGAUCCUAUGAUUCUAGUGUUUGUAUCUACGAUGUGGUGAGCGGAUCACAAGUUGCAAAACUCAAAGGAUAUCAUCAGCUGGCAAUUCGAGACUGCAGUUGGCAUCCCUUCGACCCUAUGCUUGUCAGCUCAUCCUGGGACGGCCGGGUUGCCAAGUGGUCCAGGUCUUCCUGUCAGCAAGAAGAGACUACUGAUCUCGAUUGAUUCGGUGCUUGCGAUCUUCCAUUAGCAUAUAUGCAGAUAAUGGCACGAAACAAAUGGGUUUAAACAGAUUACACAGUUUGGCUAGAUAUUAGAUAUAUUGUGAAGAAGAUGGCGCGUCGUAAAAAAUGGAUACUCGUAGUCAGAGUCAUGCGCUCGUCCGGGAAUACACAGAGUUUUCUUUGGUUGUCUGUACAGCGUUUCCCUUGGUGGAGCUUUACAUGUGGUCCGUAUACAUGUCAAUCUGUAUAUGUCACUGAUUUAUGGAGCAUGAGCUGGGAGUUAAUUUGAUCCGUGCAGGAGCGGAGUAAAUUUGCUUUCACAAUCUACAUAAAUUUGUAAUGCAAUUUCCAAAGAUCCAAGAAAUAGCAGUACAGAUCUGCCAACAUGGGCAGGAUCAGGAGCAGAUGACGAUCGAAAGAACGGUGUUGUCACACGCAACCAGACGUGAGGUGAGAACAGAUCAAAUGCCGGCAUAUGCCGAUGCCUACUUCUUCCCGCCGCUCUUUCCCUUGGCGCCGGCGCCGCCGUUGCCGCCCUGCCCGGUGGCCUGCGCCGCCUUCCUGGCCGCCUUCUCCUGCAGCGCCUUGGCGUCCCUCUCGCGGCGCUGCUCCGGCGUGAGCCCGUCGUCGCGCCCCUUCACAACCGGCUUCCGCGCCUGCGCCCUCUGCCUGUCCCGCUCCCUCUGGUCGCCGCGUGCGCACCCUCCUCAGGUCAAGGACAACACAGUACGAGCAGCGCAAUCCACAGAUCCAAAAAAACAUCACACGAACACGCGCGGUAAAAAAACAGAAAACAAUUGAAAAAUAAAUUCCUUAAACUCUACUACAGACCAAAGAAGGAACAUAAUAACUCCUUAAAAUAGAAAAAUAGUGAGAAAAAAAAACAUUUUGUUGUGGCGAAGGAUAUGAGUCAUAGCGGUGAAAUUAUAAGAGGUCGCAAGAGCGUGGGGGACGAGACGGUGGCAAGGAGGAAAGAAAUGGAGGAAGAAGUAUCUAGAAGCAGCGGGCGGCUGCUGUUGACAAACUUUUGUGUCGUGAG
Molecule: messenger RNA, 2669 nt
Organism: Oryza sativa Japonica Group (Japanese rice)
Lineage: Eukaryota; Viridiplantae; Streptophyta; Magnoliopsida; Poales; Poaceae
Product: LEC14B protein
Biological process (GO): proteasome-mediated ubiquitin-dependent protein catabolic process
Cellular component (GO): Cul4-RING E3 ubiquitin ligase complex
Molecular function (GO): protein binding
Source: RefSeq, a predicted model, not a curated record